This is a messenger RNA of Hibiscus syriacus, 1037 nucleotides long. Its product is annotated as protein MIZU-KUSSEI 1-like. The record is from RefSeq and is a predicted model, not a curated record. The coding region runs from base 121 to 897 and encodes 258 amino acids. Gene Ontology annotation, biological process: hydrotropism. The transcript has a single exon. Lineage: Eukaryota; Viridiplantae; Streptophyta; Magnoliopsida; Malvales; Malvaceae.
UUUUGUCAGGAGAUAAAUAGAUUGGCACUCUCUGUUUAUUUAUAUACACUACCUUCUCUCCUCACUCACCGGAACUUAUUACUUGUUUUCUAGUUCUUUCUCGGUUCUUGCCUUUCCCAUAUGAAGAUAAUUGCUAAGAGCCCCCACGAUUCUUCUUUCUCCUUCUCCAGGAGGUAUUUCAACUGGAAAAAGAAGGUUGAAGAUGAUGAUGACAACAACGAGGAAGAAAUCCUAACCUUUAGUUCCUCGUCUCAUUUUUGUGAUGAAGCCAAGGAAGCAGAGGAGGUUCGAAUCCCGGAUCCACCACCGAGAAAGAAGCUGCCAAUUGUGUCGGUUUCCAAGCUUCGGUCAGCCCUCGGUGUGUUCGGUAAGAACCGGUCUGUGUAUCGAUCGGGUUUAGGCACCAAAGUCGUGGGAACCCUGUUCGGAUACCGGCGUGGUCACGUCCAUUUCGCGUUUCAAGAAGAAGCAAAACUAAGCCCGGCGUUUCUAAUCCAACUCGCAACACCAACUAGUGUUUUGGUCAAGGAAAUGGCUUCCGGGUUGGUUAGAAUCGCAUUAGAGUGUGAGAAGAAGAUGGGGAAGAAAGGGGUGAAGUUGCUGGAGGAGCCUGUUUGGAGGACAUACUGCAAUGGCAAGAAAUGUGGGUUCGCAAUGAGGCGUGAGUGCGGACCCGAGGAAUGGAAAGUGCUGAAAUCGGUGGAGCCUAUAUCAAUGGGCGCGGGUGUGCUGCCGGGUAACUUGGAUGGGAAUGGAGAUGGUUCCGAAGGUGAGCUGAUGUACAUGAGAGCCAGGUUCGAGAGGGUCGUAGGGUCUAAAGACUCGGAAGCCUUUUACAUGAUGAAUCCGGAUGGAGCCGGAGGCCCUGAACUCAGUGUUUUUCUGAUUAGAGUUUAGGAUCUUUUGUUUCGGUCCACUGAGUUUUAGGUUUUGUUGUUAAGCACAAUGAAAGAUGUACGUACAGUGGAGGUUUGCCUUUUUCCUUUCCAUGUAGUUUGCCUUGCUUCAUCCUAAUAAUGGAAAUGACGAACAUGGGU